AUGUCGGACGCUCUCUGCACUCGGCGGCAGAAACAAGUAGUUCUCUCCGGUACCGCACCUAGCUCCGAGUCUGUUGAUUUAGAUUGUGUCAUUGUCGAAAUCCUGUCACGUCUACCGGCCAAAUCUUUACUCCGAUUCCGGUGUGUGUGCAAAGCUUGGCGGGCCUUGAUCUCCGACCCUUAUUUCAUCAGAAAACACCUCAGCUGCAUCAACACCAAAAUCAGCACCAGCUACUCUCUCCUUAUCAGAGAUAAAAUUUUCCAAUCCACAGAGUACGAAGCAAUAUUGAAGUUUUUGAGCCAUGAUGGUCCUCUUCCAAGCAGAAGGCUUGAUUUUCCGGUACUGGAUCGACUGGUUAUUGUCUCUAGGAUUUUAAUAGUUGGCAGUUGCAAUGGCUUGAUAUGUCUAAUACUUGAUUUUCAUCAUUUUCUAAUGGAAGAAUCCUUUACCUUUAUGUUAUGGAAUCCUUGUACCGGAGAAUACCGGGUCCUACCACAGCCUCCUGUUCAUUCCUCCCGAGAAUGUUUUUUCGGGUUCGGUUAUGAUUCAACCACUGAUGAUUACAAAGUAAUACUGGGGAAUAGCUAUAAACCUGGUUAUGAAUAUGUUGUUGUCUUUAUGCUCAAAAGGGGUUCAUGGAGGAAGAUUGAAAGGCUCAACAGGUACUUCGGGGUGAGGAGGGUAGGGUGUUUAGUUAACGAAACUCUGCAUUGGGUAUUGAAGGAAAAGGAAGACGGUAGGUUAAUUACUUCAAGGAUAGUGUCAUUUGAUUUAGCGGAGGAGAAAUUUCAUGAGAUUCCAUUUCCCUAUCCUCCCGAUCCAAAUGACAAUGGGUUUUUGAUUGCCGAAGUUGGAAAUCCUUGUAAUUGCUUAACUCUAGUCUUUCAAACCGUGUAUAGUGAUGUUGCUGGCAAUUUAAAGUUGUGGGUUAUGAAGGAGUAUGGAGUCAAGGAAUCUUGGACUGAAGUCAUGAACAUCUCUCCAGAGGUUAUGGAUGAAGAUGAAAACAUCCCUUUAGAGUUUUUGUAUGACGGUGAACCGUAUACAUACAAGGCAUGCAUUUCUGAUAAUGGCGAGAUUUUGAUGCAGCUGGAACCUAUAGGCACCUUGGCAUUAUAUAACCCAAGGGAAAAGAAAUAUAGGACUGUCAUGGGGUAUCCUGAUUACAUGUAUGAAACUGCCCCUUAUAUAGAAACUUUAGUUUCACCAGUAACCGGCAGUACCGGCGCAAGUGUGUGA
This is a messenger RNA of Rosa chinensis, 1239 nucleotides long. RefSeq names its product F-box/kelch-repeat protein At3g23880. Gene Ontology annotation, molecular function: protein binding. NCBI's taxonomy places the organism in Eukaryota, Viridiplantae, Streptophyta, Magnoliopsida, Rosales, Rosaceae. The transcript has a single exon. The coding region runs from base 1 to 1239 and encodes 412 amino acids. The record is from RefSeq and is a predicted model, not a curated record.